Molecule: messenger RNA, 2268 nt
Organism: Fulmarus glacialis (Northern fulmar)
Lineage: Eukaryota; Metazoa; Chordata; Aves; Procellariiformes; Procellariidae
Product: ovostatin-like
Exons: 18
Cellular component (GO): extracellular region
Molecular function (GO): endopeptidase inhibitor activity
Source: RefSeq, a predicted model, not a curated record
CAUUAUCUCUUACCAGCUGAAGUUGCUAGAGAGCAACGUGGGAAGAGACUCAUCCUUGAGACUGUUCGGGAAUUCUUCCCUGAAACUUGGAUUUGGGAUAUAGUCUUAAUUAACUCUACUGGAAAAGCCAGCAUCUCAUACACCAUCCCUGACACCAUCACCGAAUGGAAGGCCAGUGCCUUCUGUGUGGAAGAGUUGGUUGGAUUUGGUAUGUCUGUGCCUGCCACCCUGACAGCCUUUCAGCCUUUCUUUGUAGACUUGACCUUGCCAUACUCUAUCAUCCAAGGAGAAGAUUUCCUGCUUAGAGCCAAUGUCUUCAACUACCUUGACCACUGCAUUAAGAUUAAUGUUUCGCUGUCAGAUUCCCUUGAUUAUCAGGCCAAACUCAUCUCCCCAGAGGAUGAUGGAUGUGUAUGUGCCAAACAAAGAAAGACCUAUGUCUGGAAUAUUUUCCCCAAAGAAAUUGGUAAUGUAGUAUUCAGCAUUACUGCAGAGACCAAGGAUGAUGGAGCUUGUGGAGACAAAGCACCUAGGAACAUCAGUAUUGACUACAGGGACACCCAGAUCAGAACACUGUUGGUUGAGCCUGAAGGCAUCAGAAGGGAAAAGACCCAAAACUCCCUAAUCUGUACAAAAGAUGAUGUGGUUAUUCAAGACGUUGCUCUAGAUCUACCUACAAAUGUGGUUGAAGGAUCAGCCCAAGCUUCCUUUUCUGUUGUUGGAGACAUCAUGGGCACUGCCAUGCAGAAUGUGCACCAGCUCCUCCAGAUGCCGUUCGGCUGUGGGGAGCAGAACAUGGUCCUGUUUGCACCCAACAUCUACGUCCUGAACUAUCUGAACAAGACAGGGCAGCUGAGUGAGGAGGUCAAAUCCAAGGCUAUCGGAUACUUAGUGAGCGGCUACCAGAAGCAGCUGUCAUACAAACAUCCCGAUGGGUCGUACAGCAUCUUUGGCACCAGAGAUAAAGAAGGCAACACCUGGCUCACUGCUUUUGUGUACAAAUCAUUUGCACAAGCUAGUCACUUCAUCUACAUUGAUGAUAAUGUCCAGGCUCAAACCCUGAUGUGGCUGGCAAGCAGACAGAAGCCAGAUGGCUGCUUCCGAAGUGUUGGGACACUCUUCAACAAUGCCUUGAAGGGAGGAGUAGAUGACGAGCUGUCGCUUUCUGCCUACAUCACCAUUGCCAUGCUAGAAGCUGGGCACUCUAGCUCGUACUCUGUAGUCCGAAACGCCUUUUUUUGUCUGGAGACUGCAUCUGAGAAGAAUAUCACUGAUGUUUACACUCAGGCACUCAUGGCCUACGCUUUCUGCUUAGCUGGCAAGGCAGAAAAAUGUGAAUCAUUCCUUAGAGUGUUACAGAAAUCAGCAAAGGAAGUUGAUGGCUCACAGCACUGGGAGCAUAAGGAGAGGUCUCCAUCAGAAAAAUCUCCCUCCUUCCUUGACCAUGCCCCAUCAGCUGAAGUUGAGAUCACCAGUUACGUGCUGAUGGCAUUGCUCUACAAACCCAACCGGAAUCAAGGGGAUCUCACAAAGGCCUCAGGGAUUGUGCAGUGGAUCAUCAGGCAGCAGAAUCCUUAUGGAGGUUUCUCUUCCACCCAGGACACAGUCAUUGCUCUUCAAGCCCUCGCUGCUUAUGGUGAGGCCACCUACAAUUCUGUUACACAAAAUGUAGUCAAGAUCACUUCCAAAAAGCCUUUUGAGAAGGUAUUUAUUGUCAACAAUGAGAACAGGCUCCUGCUUCAACAGACUCCCCUUCCUGAGGCUCCUGGGAAAUACAGCCUAACAGUGAAUAGCAGUGGAUGUGUACUUAUGCAAACAGCACUGAGAUACAACAUUCACCUUCCAGAGGGGGCCUUUGGAUUUUCACUCUCAGUACAGACAUCAAAUGUUUCCUGCCCACUGGAUCGACCAGCAAAAUUUGAUAUUGUCCUCAUAAGCAGUUACACAGGGAAGCGCAGCACCUCCAACAUGGUCAUUAUUGAUGUGAAGAUGCUCUCUGGUUUUGUUCCUGUUAAGUCUUCCCUGGAUAAGCUCAUUGAUGGCCAUAGAGUGAUGCAAGCAGAAAGCAAGAAAAACCAUGUUCUCCUUUACCUGGAAAAUAUCUCACAGAAGAAAAGGAAAGAAAUCACUUUCUCGGUUGAGCAGGACUUUGUAGUGACCCAUCCCAAGCCAGCUCCUGUGCAGAUCUAUGAUUACUAUGAAACAGAGGAGUACGCUGUUGCUCAGUAUACGUCACCUUGCAAAGAGGCUGUUGCAGAAAUGGACUAA